This is a messenger RNA of Cadophora gregata, 324 nucleotides long. RefSeq lists its product as uncharacterized. The coding region runs from base 1 to 324 and encodes 107 amino acids. The transcript has 2 exons. The record is from RefSeq and is a predicted model, not a curated record. Lineage: Eukaryota; Fungi; Ascomycota; Leotiomycetes; Helotiales; Ploettnerulaceae.
AUGCAAAUCCAAACUCUCAUCACCAUUGCGUUCCUCGUUCUCAGCACAUCCGCGCAAUUCGUCGGCCCUAAGGGCAAGAGAACUUGCUUCGGUGGUGCCAUUUCCUUCUAUUGUAAGAGUCUAACUUCUAGCGUUUCAAAAAUAUGCCAGUACGGCAAGCAUCGCUGCGCAAACAUCUGCGGCGAUACCGUGACUCUGGAGAAUGGCAAUGCGCCUGCGUUCUUGGAUCCCCUGUGCUCGUGUCCGGAGACGCAUGAGGGCGCCGCUUAUACGGGUGCGGCAUGUAUUGAUGUUAUUAGAGCGCUUGCGAGGUAUGGGUGUUAG